Messenger RNA from Rhinolophus ferrumequinum (greater horseshoe bat), 1719 nucleotides. It is a transcript of the gene COPS8, whose product is annotated as COP9 signalosome subunit 8. Gene Ontology annotation, biological process: protein deneddylation; COP9 signalosome assembly. The coding region runs from base 107 to 736 and encodes 209 amino acids. The transcript is spliced from 8 exons. The record is from RefSeq and is a predicted model, not a curated record. Gene Ontology annotation, cellular component: COP9 signalosome. NCBI's taxonomy places the organism in Eukaryota, Metazoa, Chordata, Mammalia, Chiroptera, Rhinolophidae.
CAGGGGCACUCGGCGAAGGCUCUUACGUCAUCAGGGGCGCGACGCCCAAAGGAUCGGUUAGGGGUCUGGCUAUCAGGAAGGUGCGGCGGCGGGACCGGCCGGGAAGAUGCCCGUUGCCGUGAUGGCAGAAAGUGCCUUUAGUUUCAAGAAGUUGCUGGAUCAGUGCGAGAACCAGGAACUCGAGGCUCCUGGAGGAAUUGCUACACCCCCAGUGUAUGGUCAGCUUUUAGCUUUGUAUCUGCUCCAUAAUGACAUGAACAAUGCAAGAUAUCUUUGGAAAAGAAUACCACCUGCUAUAAAAUCUGCAAAUUCUGAACUCGGGGGGAUUUGGUCAGUAGGACAGCGAAUCUGGCAGAGAGAUUUCCCUGGGAUCUAUACGACCAUCAGCGCUCACCAGUGGUCAGAGACGGUGCAGCCUAUCAUGGAGGCCCUUGGAGAUGCAACGAGGAGACGAGCAUUCGCCCUGGUGUCUCAAGCUUAUACCUCAAUCAUCGCCGACGAUUUCGCAGCUUUUGUCGGGCUCCCUGUGGAAGAGGCUGUGAAAGGUAUAUUAGAACAAGGAUGGCAAGCUGACUCGACCACAAGGAUGGUUAUGCCCAAAAAGCCAGUUGCAGGGGCCCUGGAUGUGUCCUUUAGCAGGUUUAUUCCUUUAUCAGAACCUGCACCAGUUCCACCAAUCCCCAACGAACAGCAGUUAGCCAGACUGACUGAUUACGUGGCUUUCCUUGAAAAUUGACUUGCCGUUGAGUCCCACACCCACGUUCAGAGUCCUGUAUACUGACAAAUAGAGAAAUGUCAAAUCCUUAUUUUCAAUUCAUUGGAUGGAUGAAGCACCUCAGCAUUCCUCACUGAGUAUGUGAUAAAAAUACAUAUAUAACAUAAAGUAUAUUAUAUGUAUUUUGUCCUUAAGGAUCAUGCUGACUAGUUGUUGAAAGAGUUCUCAUUUUGUAAUUGGCGAUUGGGAUGGAGCCUGUCAGUUCACAGUCAGCUUCUAUUCCCUCAUGACUCGUGAGCGUGGCCCUCCUGCUCCGUGCAGCACGCAGCUGUCAGCUCUCUCUCCUGCCCCGGCACACAGCACACUCCCACCCUCCCGCACCACUCGUGGGUACUUGUAGUGAUUCACUGGGGCAUGAGGGGCUGUCCCCAGGGGCAGUAUCUGAACGGCAGGGCAUUCUGACUCACCCGCUUUGGAGAAUAUUCUCUCUUUUCUCCUCACCUCCUGAGAGUCACUAAUACAGGAUACUGAAAUACAGCUGAGCAGCAAAAAACUCAUUUCCUUGGUAAACCAGUUUGUUAACUUCAGACUUUCUUCUGAUGGAGUGAGUACAUCCAUUGCGGGCAGUGGAGGGCUUGCCAUGAAAAUGCAGCUUAUUUAAGAUGUCCCUGAGGAGUACUGAGUUGUCAUGUUUCCUUUCAGAAGAAGGGAACGUAGCGUGUGGGAUGCAUUAUACUGAGAAAGAAGCUACUAAGUGAUACAGUUUGUACAACUAUCCUGGAGCCUGUUCAUUGCUCAGAUUUAUCCCUCGGUGUAAGUUCUGCCUUUUAGAGAAAUACUGAACAAGUCUCAUUUUUUGUGUGACAGCCUUCUGAAUAUUUGAAGUUGUUUAUUGUAUCUUCAGGUUAAAACAUCCCCUAGUUCAUUUAUUUUGCAUUUGUUCAAUAAAUAUUUAAUUGAAUUCUUCAACUGUUUCAUCUAAGGCUGUUUCUAGAAAUUUCACU